AUGGCCUCAGCUUCACCAUUCACAGAUGUGCAAAACGAAAUCACAUGCCCCAUCUGCCUGGAGUGCCUGACAGACCCCGUGGUUCUGGAUUGUGGGCACAGUUUCUGUCAGGUCUGCAUUACCAACUACUGUGAGAAGUGGGACGCACUGGGGUCCUUGAAGUGUCCUGUCUGCGAAUUCAAGUUCCAGAAAGGGGAUUUCCGUCCAAACUGGAUGCUGGGAAACGUAGCUGAAAAAAUUAAACUGUUGGCACUAAAUAUUGUUGAAGGCUUUCACGGUCAAGAACCAAUGUUGGCACUAAGUUCAGGACAAGGAGAUAUUUGCUCUAGACACAAAGAAAAACUCCACCUCUUCUGUGAAGAGGAUGAAAAAUUGGUGUGUUUUGUUUGUAAACGAUCCCCAGAACACAAAGGACACAAAAUAUACCUCCUGGAAGAGGCUGCUCAGCAAUAUAAGGAUCAGAUCCGUGGAUACCUGGAGACUGUGAAGAAUGAGAGAAAGAAAAUUCUGGCAUAUAAAGCAGAUGCUGAAAAGGAAAGCCAAGACAUGCUUAAAACGACUAAAUUGAAGAGAGAGAAAAUUGUGGCUCACUUUGAACGAUUACACAAGUUUCUAUUAUAUCAAGAAAGACUUACACUAUUCCAGUUGGAGGAGUUGGAGAAGGAGAUUGCAAGCAAAAAGGACGAACACCUGGCCAGACUUUCUGAGGAACUUGCCUCUCAUGAAAGUCUGAUUCAGGAGAUGGAAGAGAAGCAUCAGCAACAAGCUAUUAAAGUUUUGCAGGAUGUCAGAAGAACCUUGCAGAGGUAUAAGACGAAGGAGAAGUUUGAUAAUCCAGAGGCUUUCCCUUCUGAGUUAAAAUGGAGGCUCCAGGGCUGCUGUGAGAUCAAUCCCUUUCUGGAGGGCAUCAUAAAGAAAUUCCCAGAGAGUUUAGUUUCUGGGCUCCCGAUGCAAAGAGCAAAGGUGACUCUGGAUCCAGCCUCAGCUAAUACCCAUCUCUUUCUACAUGAGGAUCAGAGAACCAUGACAUGGCAAAGUACAACUCAAGAACUAUCUGAAUAUCCUGAGAAAGGCUAUGGCUUUGUGCUGGGCUGUGAAGGAUUCACAGCAGGGUGCCAUUUCUGGGAAGCUGUUGUGGGAAGUGGAGAAGGCUGGGCUGUGGGAGUGGCCAGAAAGCCUGUGAUGGGAAGGAUCACCUUGACUCCUGAGGAAGGGAUCUGGGCUGUGUGGAGGUGGAAGGGCCGGUACAAGGCUUCCAUUAAGGGCAUCGAUCCUCCCCUGACCCUGAGCGGGAAGCUCAAGAGGAUCCGAGUCUGUCUGAACUACGAUGGGGGUCAAGUGGCCUUUUUCGAUGCCAAAAGAGCAGCCCUGCUCUAUGCUUUCUCAGAAGCCUCCUUCUCUGGAGAGACCCUUCAUCCCUUCUUUGCUGUGUAUGAUAAAGGCUACCUGAAGCUCUUGUCCUAA
Messenger RNA from Euleptes europaea (tarantolino), 1464 nucleotides. RefSeq names its product tripartite motif-containing protein 10-like. Bases 1 to 1464 code for a protein of 487 amino acids. Gene Ontology annotation, molecular function: zinc ion binding; protein binding. The transcript has 7 exons. The record is from RefSeq and is a predicted model, not a curated record. NCBI's taxonomy places the organism in Eukaryota, Metazoa, Chordata, Lepidosauria, Squamata, Sphaerodactylidae.